This is a messenger RNA of Lactuca virosa, 246 nucleotides long. The record is from the annotation of a GenBank genome assembly. NCBI's taxonomy places the organism in Eukaryota, Viridiplantae, Streptophyta, Magnoliopsida, Asterales, Asteraceae.
AUGAAGAAAGAUUUGACAACAUUUGUGAAAAAAGUUAAAAAACGCAUCUUCUUCACCGUAUCGCCGCUGCCUGUUGUCUGUCCCUUUCUUCACCCGCUGUGUACUUUUCGAAACUUACCUCUCACCAGAUCCGUCGCUCUCUUCUUCCAAAUCCUUAACCCUACAUCUACACCUACUUCAUCGCCAUCAGUAAAUGCAGCAGUCUUCGCGUAUUCUUCAGAAUUCUUAGCAAUUUUCACCGGAUAA